Messenger RNA from Gilbertella persicaria, 546 nucleotides. RefSeq lists its product as uncharacterized. The transcript is spliced from 5 exons. Gene Ontology annotation, cellular component: cytoplasm. Lineage: Eukaryota; Fungi; Mucoromycota; Mucoromycetes; Mucorales; Choanephoraceae. The coding region runs from base 1 to 546 and encodes 181 amino acids. The record is from RefSeq and is a predicted model, not a curated record. Gene Ontology annotation, molecular function: ubiquitin protein ligase activity. Gene Ontology annotation, biological process: protein ubiquitination.
AUGUCUAGUUACUUUGACGAACUCGGCAUCAGCUCUAGUCAAAACAAAAAGAAAACAUACGAUGUUGAUCUCGACGCUUUUAUGAAUCCUGAGUCUGGUUCUAUACCCUCUAAUUUCUUGAGAGGAAGCACCCAAAGUCAUGUCCAAAUAUGCAGUUUCUUUGAUCAAUUUAGACAACAAAUGCAAGCAGGAGGUGAUAUGGAUCAGGAACAAUUCUUAGAUAAUCUUGUUUCUCAGCUGUUGGAAGAAUCUCAAAACGAUGCAAAGGGUCCGCCUCCUGCUUCCAAACGAUUUAUCAAUACUUUGCCUAUUGUUAAGCAAAAUACAUUAAAUAGUGAAGAAACCUGUAUCAUCUGUAAAGAUCAAUUAAACACAAGUGAAGAUGUUGUGACAAAAAUGCCAUGUGGUCAUUAUUUUGAUCGCGAUUGUAUUGUGCCUUGGUUGGAGCUACAUCACACAUGUCCUAUGUGCCGAUACCAGGUUGAGACGGAACAAAUGGUACAGGAAGAAGAAGAAGAGGAGCAACGUAGUUGGAUGUAUGGCUAG